This is a messenger RNA of Pseudo-nitzschia multistriata, 4355 nucleotides long. NCBI's taxonomy places the organism in Eukaryota, Bacillariophyta, Bacillariophyceae, Bacillariales, Bacillariaceae. The record is from the annotation of a GenBank genome assembly.
CAAAUCAUCAUCGUAAUCCUCCUCCUCUUCCUCCGACAUGGAGAUCCGCCGUCUCAUCACAAAUGUCCCAACCGCUGGUCCAUAAACAUAUGAACCUCGUUUUUUACCAAAUUUCUGUUUGUGCACUUGAUAGAUCUUACCCUUUAGUUUUAUGACAGAUUUAUCUGCCAAUUUUCGUUGCCAUGAUCCUUUGUACCCGUAAAGACGAGUUUGGUUUUCACCAACCAAGAAUGCCGGCGCCACAAACGAUGUUUGAAAAGAUGACAAGCUCGCGCCCUUCAGAUACUUGUUCUUCCGAACAAAUGUGAACGGGGCUCGGUAAACAAUGUCAUUGUCUUUGCCCUCAUUAUCGUCGUUCUCACCACUUUUGCUUCGACGAAGAAUAACGAUAGGGGGUGGGGGCGGACCAGAACGAUGGCGUGAACCACGUUUCGACUGUCCUGUGCUUCCUCUCGAUGGUGGUGGAGGCCUGGCCAACUCUAUGGUUGCAACGCUUGCGAUGGUUCUCUGAUCACCUCCACCCUUGUUGCUUUUCUCAACGACUUGUUGAUCGAGUCUCCAAAGCCCAAAUGUUUCUACGAGAUCGACAUGUUUCGGCCUAAUUACGUGAAAGGCAAGUUUUCCCGGCUGUUUCACAAGCGCAUUCCACGCUAAGGAUCCCGUCACAGACAAGGAUUUCGUUGCGAGUUUUGUUGCUGCCGAAGCAGCGUUUGUGGCACUCGACAGAGAAGAAGAUCCCUUCUUUCCUCUGCGGAAAUCGUUCGCGUGGUAACCAGAUGGGGGUCGCUGCCGCGGUCGGGGACGCGAUGGAUCAAUCAUAGAAUGAUCGUAUCCCCCCUUCCUAUUUCUAUCGCCUCUCUGAAUCGGAGUCUCUUCUUCUAGAUCUUCUUCAUCGGAAUCGUAUUCGUCAUAAUCGUCGUAUACAUCGUACGAUUCGUCUUCGUCGUAUUCAUCUCCUGCGCCACCACCACGGAGAUCACCCAAGAUCCGAGCUACCCAAAGCAAGGACUUCGAAGAAUGAGAGGGCAGAUAGGUGUCAUCGAUGAAGUGCGCCUUAAAUAUUUGGUGCGACGAUGGUAUUGUAUGUGUCUGGGAGGAUUGCGAUGCAGUUGUAGCGCCAACAAGACUAUUUUUGGAGUCUAAUUGUAACAGCAUUACCAGCAGCAAAGACAUCGACGACUGCACUGGUAUGUGAAUCAUGCUGUACAAGGAAAUCCUAUUUCUGUUGCGGAAAUGAAGGUAUUUAAAGAGUGUGUAAUACUGGCUUGUUUUGAAGUAGCUAGACAGACGCCAGGCUUUGGCUAGAGGAAACGAGACGAAAAGGGCUUGGAUUUGAUGCCGCUACGGAUGAUCGAUCAUCAAUCGCCGCUCUGAUUUCGGUGUCAGUACACAAAUUGUGAAGUUUUAUCGUUCUUGGUGCGUGACAUGACACGCGAUCCAAAAUUUGAGUGGUGAUCGAAUCGGAGUUCAAGAGCUCAGGGCUCUCGAGUGUUCGACCUUCGUUCAGCAGUUCCUUCUUCCCGUAUUGUAUUGUAGUAAUCGUAGUGCUGCUGCUGUCCAAUUAGAAAUAGUACUGUGGAAGGUUGUGGGCCUGGUCUGUUUUUAGAGUACAGUAGUACUUUACUACUUCUUAUUGCUCGUCACAAAUAGGAGAGAUGUUUUAUGGUGCUGCAAAAGUGGGAUUUGAUUUAAUUGGAGAACAGCAGCAGAGGAAGAAACACCAAAACCAGCGCAGUGGUGCUGCUCCUCUUGUUGGUCGUGGUGGGCAGGAGGAUUAUACUAGUAACUAGUAGUAGUAGUAGUAGUAGUAGUAGUAGUAGUAGUAGUAGUAGUAGUAGUAGUAGUAGUAGUAGUAGUAGUAGUAGUAGUAGUAGUAGUANUAGUAGUAGUAGUAGUAGUAGUAGUAGUAGUAGUAGUAGUAGUAGUAGUAGUAGUAGUAGUAGUAGUAGUAGUAGUAGUAGUAGUAGUAGUAGUAUGCACCCCUAACCAUGAUGAUAUACUAGUAGUGGAGGCCCUGAUAUUUUUAUUUUGCUGGGUAGGCUCACACAAGAGAACCAGAGUACUACUAGUACUACUAGUAGUAGUAGAAAAGAGCUUAUUCUUGUUGCAGUGAAGUUUACACCAGAGGUUUGGGACUUUGUUCUUGAGUUCCCACUCAAGGAUAUUACCAACCCUCCUGCUAGCUAGAGGUGCCAUCAUGCUAGAACAAUUGACAUUUUUUCCUCCUCUUGUAGAUUUUCUCUUUGUGGCAGCUGGCUACAUAGAAGAGAUGUGCUGGUGCAUAUUACUACAUGGGCAGUGGUGGUGCAGUACUACUACUACUUCCAGUGCCAUUUCUCAGGAGUGAGGAAUAAUUCAACUUCCACUGCUGCAUAGUAGUAGCACUAGUACUCCAGCAACAAUAUCCUGGUUUUCAGCAAGACAUUUGACCAUUGACUUCUCCAGGAUGCAACCAAGGUGCUUGAGCAGGAACUAAGUGGGGUAGUAGAGAUGUAUGUGUGUUGGGGGGGAGGGGGGUUACUGCAGCAGAUGACUGGAGUCAAUCAAUACUGGCAGAAUAUUCCUUUGGGCCCUCCAUGUUGCAACCCCCAGAAUCAGGCUCUGUAAAAGUAGUUUAGGUAGGCAGGGAAUAGUACUUCUUAUUGCUGCCACCACCACAGAGAAAUGGGACGUUGAAGCAUCCUAGUAGUUCAUGGUAUGGAAAAAAUUCCCUGAAUUCUGAAUUGUUGCUCCAGGAGGGGGAUUCAGGGGGCAGUUAAGUGCAUGGGGUUUGAAUUUAGCAGUCAAUACCAGUAGACUGCAUACAAGGCAUAAGACAUGGAGAUACCACCAUAGUACUAGUAGUAAACAAAUUUGGUUAUUUUCUGGUCACAAUCUGGCACACCACAAACCCACCAUAGUGUGACUUUAUAAUCAGAUUGCUGCAGAUUUAAUGUAAGAAAAUUCUCUGCAGUUCAAUAGCAAGAACUUUCUGAGUUGGACAAUCUCUGUUGAUAUAAACUCAAUAUUUGGGCAAUUUGAAUGCAUCUUCUUGUGGACUGUUCUUAACCCAACCAGCAAAUGAUACUUACAUGGUGGGUUGUUCCCAAUAUUAGAGCUGCACAAGUUAUGGGGUUCAAAUGGUCUAUCAAAUGGAUUAUUUUUUGGGUUCAACUAUUUAAUUGAUGGUGCCAAGGGUCCUACCCACCAGUCAUUUAAGAACUAGACUUUUUGCACCUGAUGGCCAACAAGAUUAAAUGAUUUGCAAAAGUGUUUCUUUAGUACAGAGAACUUUACUUGCUCUACUACUGAGCAUUCUUGUCCCAAAAAGAUGCAUACUGGCAGUACCACUGUUGAAACCUUUACUGCAAUAGUCACCCAGUAAAACAGUACAGGGGAAAGAAAUAAUGUUUGGACAUUUCAUCAUGUGUUUUCCACUAUCACUUACUACAUUCAAUUGUUAUGUUACACAGCAUAGUGUAAAUUCAAAAUCCAUAAGUUUACCUGAAGCACAACUAAUAUAUUCAAGGCAUCAAUUUACAUACACAACCAUCACAUUCCCAAAGUUUUCACACCCCUACGCCUCACCCUAUUUCCGGCUGCUCAGCAGGGACUUGGUUGUGCAACUAUAUCAUUGCUAAGAACCAAAAAUUCUGGCAGAAUGCCCACGAGAAAAAACCACUAGCAUAUAAUGUUUAACUUCCUUGCAAUUUCCAGAGAACACUCAAUAUAGGUAGCCUCGUGAUGUUGUACACCAAAAUAAAUUUAAAUAUUCAUCUGAGUGAUCCAUACUAUUUUAUUUAUUGCUGAAAGGAAACAGAAAAAAUGUUUAUGGUCUAGCUAGGUGCCAACUCAUCAGUAGAAGUAUGGAUGAGGAGUUAUCCUGGAUUCUGACCUUACUACUACUUACUGUAUCAACCUUCCACAAAUUUUGUCAUGUCAGAGGCACAGAGGUAGAAGGUUUGAUAAAAUCUAAAAAAUUCGUCCUUGCUGACCCAGAAUGCUCCAUCGUCUUGAAAUACUGGUUUCAGUUCUUCCUUGAUUUCUGGGUAUUCCUCCCAACCCGGACCGUCGUCAUCAAACUCACCGUCGUCUAUUUCACCAGUACCCCAAGGAUUCCGCACGUUGACGAGACCACGGCCAGUCCCAGCGACAUCACUGUAGGCUGCGACAACAGAAUAGGCGUGGUCUGCUACCAAUCCCGAGUCUUGCCCGAUGGAGCUUCUUCCACCUGCUCCGGUUGUAGCUGCAGACAUUAUAUAAUUCGUUGCAUCCCACUUGCAGAUGCGUUCGAACAAAUCAUCCUCGGUAAUUUCUCCUGAUCCGAUGCAACAAACACCAUGGGAAAGGUUACCAGUUAUGAGAAUAGGACAAGU